Molecule: messenger RNA, 1028 nt
Organism: Rotaria sordida
Lineage: Eukaryota; Metazoa; Rotifera; Eurotatoria; Philodinida; Philodinidae
Source: the annotation of a GenBank genome assembly
AUGUUUUUAUUAAGUUUAAUAGUAUUUACUAAUUUAUUUCUCAUACCUAUUUUAUUUCAUCCAUUUAAUAUUUGUCGACAUUUUAUCCAUAUAGGUCAUGAACCAUAUCAUGGCGAAUAUCUUCAAAUUAAUUCAUAUGAAUCAUAUUUAUAUAAGAUAAUAGAAUAUUUGAAAUCUUAUAUUUAUAUUUCUUCAUUAAUUAAAUCUGAAAAUAUUUUUCAACAAUUAUUUAAUUUUUUAUUUAAAACAAAUAAAAAUUUAUCUAAGAAAAUUUUUUAUCCAAAUUUAAUAAAAUAUACUAAAAUGUAUAUAUAUGAACAUGAUUUAUCACCAUUUAUUCAAUCAUUUUUAACAAUGUAUAUUUCUUAUUUUUUAUUAACUUAUUUUUCAUCACUUGUUCAUGUUUAUCGAAUAUCAUUUAAAACAAAAGAAGAAAAAUCUUUAAAUAAUAUUCGUUAUCGUGCUAAACAAUUAAUAGAAUCAAAUUAUAUACGAUGGAUUAUUAAUGCUUUAUAUUGGAAAUUUAUUGGUGUUAUUAUUUCACAUAUUUUUUAUAUUAUAUCUAUAAAAAUUCUAAUGCAAAGAUUAUUUAUUUCUUAUAAACAUUUUCAUCUUAAUCAAGAUUUAAUUUAUAGUUCGUGGAAUUUACAAAAAAAUAUUAAAUUAAUUUAUAAAUAUGAAGGAUUAAAAGCUUUUUUUAGUGGUAUUCUAUCACGAUUGAUUUAUGAAUUUGGUAUUACUCUAUUACCACGUUUAAUUUGGUGGCCAUUUCGUUCAUUUUUCUUUCAUUCAACAAUAAAAUCUUAUUUUCGUGCAUCAUCAAUCGAACUUUACUUUAUUCAAUGUAUAUGCGAAAAUUUUCUUCGAUGUUUUUCUGUCUAUCUUCAAAUAUUUGCUCGUAUAACAACAUUAGAUAUUGUCAAUCAAAUGCAUGAACAUACCAAUAUAAAGAACUAUCCUCUAUUAUCACUAUUACGUCAUCAUCAUCAUCAUAAUAUUAAACAACCUUGGUCAUUUCUUCUAUCAAU